AACCCCCCAGCAGCUGUGGGAAGGGGGACCUCAAAAGACAUAUGUAAGGACACUGGAAACAGGGAACUCCUGGGAGAGGGUUUUUGGUUUCCUCCUUGAUUUUUGGAGGUUUUUCUGGCUACCAGACACUCGCUGACUUGUAGGGAUGGACUUGGCCAGUGGGGCCCUCAAAGGCAAUGCACUCAAUUCUUGUUUUUCCUCCAAAGCAGGAUUUCCCGUUCCCAAGACUUAUCUGGAGAGAGGAGGAGGCUGUGUUGAAGCAGAAAUUGCCCCAGGACACCCACGGAGUUGAGGAGGAAAUCUGUGCCAAUUUACCCUUCUCUCCUUCUCCAUCUCCCAGCUCCCGGCUGCAGGACAGCCCUGCUGCCGAUGCUCUCCUGCUGGGGAGGCACUGGGGGAAUCUCCUUCCCUCUGGCAGGGAGGCAAAUCCCAUCCUCUCCUUGUCCUUCCUCCCCCAGACAAGGAGUUGGGGAUGGUGACUAGGGAGGACAAAUUCCCCCAGCAGAACGUCAUGGCAGAGACCUUUUUGAGUGUCUUGAGAGCGCAGGAAUGCAAUGGGGAGGAAAAGCCACGGAGAUCCCACAGGAGCAGGGGCUGCAAACCCAGCCCAGUGUUCUCUGAGGAGGAAAUGCCCCCGCUAUGGGAGGGAGAGAGUCAGAGAUCUGGCCCGGGCUCUGAGGUGGUGGUCCAAAAGGAGUCCCAUGAUGGUAAGAAGAUCCACCAGUGCGGGGAAUGUGGGAAGAGCUUUAGAAUCAGCUCCCACCUGUACCGCCACCAGAAGAUCCACACCGGGGAACGGCCCUACACAUGUGGGGAAUGUGGGAAAAGCUUCAGGGACACCUCUGAUCUGAUGUGCCACCAGAGAGUCCACACUGGGGAACGGCCCUACGAGUGUGGGGAAUGUGGACAGAGCUUCAGUGUCAGCUCCCACCUGAUCGUCCACCAGAGGAUCCACAGUGGGGAACGGCCCUACGAGUGUGGGGAAUGUGGGAAGAGCUUCAGGCUGAGCUCCAGUUUGAUCCGCCACCAGAGAAUUCACACCGGGGAACGGCCCUAUAAAUGUGGAGAAUGUGGGAAAGGCUUCACAAAGAGCUCCCACCUGAACCGCCACCAGAUGAUCCAUACGGGGAUACGACCCUAUGUGUGUGGGGAAUGUGGGAAGGGCUUCCGUGACAGCUCUGACCUGAUCAUGCACCAGGCAAUGCACACUGGAGAUUGCCCCUACAAGUGCUCAGAAUGUGGGAAGAGCUUCAGCCAGAGAUCCAACCUGAUUGCCCACCAGAGGAUCCACACUGGGGAGAAGCACUAUGAGUGUUCUGAGUGUGCGGAGAAAUUUCACAGCAGAUACCGUCUCCUCAAGCAUCAGCAGAUUCACACAGAAUAGAGGCUCUUCCGCUACCCUGACUGAUGAAAGGGCUUUAAGAAAAUCUCCACUCACCUCACCCACCAGUGGAUCCACACUGGGAAGAGUCUAAACAGUGUCUCAAGAGUGGGAAGAGCAUAUCCCAGACAUUCACAGUGAAUCAACAGCAAGGGAGGGAGCAGUAAGGGCAACCGAAUAAGUGCUCCGUGUGCAGGAGGAGCUUUGGGUGCUGCUCCAACUUUUUCCUGCAUUGGAGGACCCCCAUGGGAUGAUGCACAGUGGUCCUCAUUGGGCAGAGACUUGGUGAUCCAUGGUGCUGCUGAUCCUCUGGCUGGUGGUCUCCACAUGUUCCUGGCUCUGUGUGGGCACCUGGAUGAAAGGGGUGCUGAAGGGGCUAUGGCCUUGGACAGUGAUAUGGGGAGUCAUGGACAUGGAAGGAGACAUGGGCGACACGGGCAUGGGUGGGUGUCG
Molecule: messenger RNA, 1834 nt
Organism: Lonchura striata (white-rumped munia)
Lineage: Eukaryota; Metazoa; Chordata; Aves; Passeriformes; Estrildidae
Source: RefSeq, a predicted model, not a curated record